AUGGGCAAGCAACAAGACACGACACUCGACCAGCACGUGUCAGGCCAGGCCAACGGCAACGGCCUCUCGAAGCCGGCUCACGCACUCACAUUCACUCAAGUCACAGAGGACAUCAAGGCCAAUGCCGAGAACGGUCUCUCAUCAGCAGAAGCUAAGGAACGACACAGCAAGUAUGGCACCAACGAGCUUGGUGACGCUGGUGGUGUUGAACCUGGAAAGAUUCUCAUUCGACAAAUCGCAAACGCGAUGACGCUGGUAUNNGUGCUCAUCAUGGCUAUGGUCGUCAGUUUUGCAAUCAAGUCGUGGAUCGAAGGCGGUGUUGUUGCAGCAGUUAUCGGGCUGAACAUCGUCAUUGGAUUCAUGCAAGAGUUCAAGGCCGAAAAGACUAUGGAUUCACUCAAAUCGCUCUCUUCUCCUACCGCCAAUGCUGUUCGCGAUGGCAAGACUGUCAACAUCCCCACCGUCGAAAUCGUCCCUGGUGAUAUGGUUGAAAUCAAGACUGGUGACACGGUACCCGCAGAUGUCAGACUCAUCGAAGCAGUCAACUUCGAAACCGAUGAAGCCCUGUUGACUGGAGAGUCCUUGCCCGUCAGAAAAGAUGCCGAAGCCGUAUUCGAUGAGGACACUGGACCUGGCGACCGUCUCAACGUUGCCUACUCUUCCUCGGUCGUUACCAAAGGCCGCGCUCGUGGUAUCGUCUACGCCACUGGCAUGCACACCGAAAUCGGAUCAAUCGCCGCAGCACUUCGCAAGAAGGAUUCGAAAGUGAGACCUGUUAAGCGCAAGCCUGAUGGUUCCGCUAAGCCUCACAGAUACGCUCAAGCGUGGACUUUGACCUUCUCUGAUGCUGUUGGUCGCUUCCUCGGUAUCAACGUUGGAACUCCUCUUCAAAAACAGUUGUCUAGGCUCGCAGUACUGCUCUUCUUCAUUGCUGUUAUCUGUGCUAUCAUCGUCGAGGCUGCGAACAACUUCAGCAGCCAGCAGGAAGUCAUCAUCUACGCUGUUGCCACAGGUCUCAGUAUGAUCCCCGCAUCCCUCGUCGUCAUCCUUACUAUUUGUAUGGCUGCUGGUACCCGAAGAAUGGUUGAGCGCCAUGUCAUCGUCAGAAAUCUUCGCUCGCUUGAGGCUCUUGGUGGUGUCACCGACAUCUGCUCUGACAAGACUGGCACACUGACUCAAGGCAAGAUGAUGGCCAAGAAGGCUUGGAUCCCUGCCAAAGGUACUUACUCAAUUGGAGAGACUGAUGAGACUUCCAACCCUACCGUUGGCGAACUCCAGUUUAGCCCUGAGGAGCCGAGAAACAUUCAAGCUGGAGAAGAGAAGCAUGAUGUUGUCGCUUACAACGAUGAACUCAAAGACAACGAACACCUGGCACACUUCCUCAGAGUCGCUGCUUUGGACAACCUGGCCAUUGUUCAGAAGGACGAGGAUGACAAGUGGACAGCGCGUGGUGACCCUACCGAAAUUGCGAUCCAGGUGUUCGCAGCUCGCUUCGGCUGGAACAGAUCGACUUUCAUCUCUGGCAACAGUCCCAUGUGGAAAGAAAUCGCUGAAUUCCCCUUCGAUUCCGAUGUCAAGAAGAUGUCUGUCAUUUUUGAGGAAGCUGCUACCGGCAAGAAGCAAGUGUUCACCAAGGGUGCUGUUGAGCGGGUCAUUGGCUCCUGUAUCAACCUCCACCAAGAUGAAUCUGGCAAGCCUGUAGAGAUGACCGAAGCCAUUCAAGCAGAAAUCUUGCAGAACAUGGAAGCCAUCGCCUCCCUUGGUUUGAGGUGUUUGGCGUUGGCCAGCAAGGACUUUGAAGGUGAAAUCAACAAGGACGAAGAGGUUGACCGUAACUCCAUCGAGAAUGGUCUGACUUUCCGAGGUCUUGUUGGUCUCUACGACCCGCCCCGCCCUGAAUCCGCCUCUUCAGUUCGCCAGGCUCACGAGGCCGGCAUAAUCGUUCACAUGUUGACUGGUGACCACAAAGGCACUGCACAAGCGAUCGCCGCUGAUGUCGGUAUUCUUCCCACUCACAUGAAAGAUCUAUCCAAGGAAGUCUUGGAUGCUAUCGUCAUGGAAGCUAGUGGCUUCGACAAGCUCAGCGACGACGAGAUCGACGCCCUCCCUGUUCUUCCACUGGUCAUUGCUCGUUGCGCGCCCAACACCAAGGUCCGCAUGAUUGAAGCUCUACACAGACGCAAGGCUUUCGCCGCCAUGACUGGUGAUGGUGUAAAUGAUUCGCCUUCUCUCAAGCGCGCCGAUGUUGGUAUUGCCAUGGGUCAAUCUGGUUCUGAUGUUGCAAAGGACGCUUCUGAUAUCGUCUUGACCGACGACAACUUUGCCAGUAUCCUCAAUGCCGUCGAAGAAGGUCGCCGCAUGUUCGACAACAUUCAAAAAUUCAUUCUUCAUCUUCUCGCUCAGAACAUCGCCCAGGCAUGUACCUUGCUUAUUGGUCUUGUCUUCAAAGACCUCGACGGUCUCUCAGUUUUCCCCAUCUCGCCCGUCGAGAUCAUGUGGAUCAUUAUGAUUACCAGUUCUUUCCCUGAUAUGGGUCUGAGUUUCGAGGAAGCUGUGCCAGAUGUCAUGCGCCGUCNNCCCCCUCAAAGUCUGAAGCGCGGCGUCUUCACGUUUGAAGUUCUCAUCGACAUGCUUGUUUAUGGUCUCUGGGUCGCAGCACUCUGCCUGUGCUCUUUCUGCCUCGUCCUCUACGCAUUCGAAGAUGGCAAUAUCGGUCGCAUUCCCGCUACUGGCUGUAACGCUUCAUGGUCUCCUGAGUGCGAUGUUGUCUUCCGUGCCCGUUCAACUUGCUUUGCCACACUGACAUGGUUCUCUCUCUUCCUUGCCUGGGAGAUGAUCGACCCCCGUCGCAGUUUCUUCCGCAUGAAGCCGGACUCCGACCGCUACUUUACUCAGUGGAUGUUCGAUGUCUGGCGCAACAAGUUCCUUUUCACCUCCGUCGUGGUCGGAUUUGUUCUCAUCUUCCCUGUUCUCUACAUUCCUGUCAUCAACCACGACGUCUUCCGUCACACUGGUAUCUCCUGGGAAUGGGGCAUUGUCUUCAUCGCUACCCUCAUCUUCUUCAUCGGUGUCGAGUCCUGGAAGUGGGGUAAGCGUAUCUACUUCCGCCACCAGGCAGCAAAGUCUGGUCCUGAGGCUCAAGAUAUCGAGACUGCCAUCUUUGGCAAGUACAUGCGCGAUCUUACGCCCGUUGGCAGCUGGUCGCAAUCUACGAUUAAGGAGGAAGCCUGA
Aureobasidium musti is the source of this 3231-nucleotide messenger RNA. Lineage: Eukaryota; Fungi; Ascomycota; Dothideomycetes; Dothideales; Saccotheciaceae. The record is from the annotation of a GenBank genome assembly.